Molecule: messenger RNA, 3290 nt
Organism: Malaclemys terrapin pileata
Lineage: Eukaryota; Metazoa; Chordata; Testudines; Emydidae
Gene: AFAP1L2
Product: actin filament associated protein 1 like 2
Exons: 18
Coding region: 216-2765 (849 amino acids)
Biological process (GO): regulation of mitotic cell cycle; regulation of interleukin-6 production; positive regulation of epidermal growth factor receptor signaling pathway
Cellular component (GO): cytosol
Molecular function (GO): SH2 domain binding; SH3 domain binding
Source: RefSeq, a predicted model, not a curated record
CUCACAGGGAGGAGCUUUCAGAGAGGGGAGCGAGAGAAACUGACUGGAGCCAGAAUCAGAGGCUGAGAAGUGUCUUUAGGACAGAGAAAUACAUAACUGGAUUGGUGGGAAAGCGAUCGUCUUCUCGUGGGGGAAUCAGCGGGCACCUGGGAGGCUGAAAUAACCGAGCCCCUGCAAAAAACCCGAGCCCUUGUCUGGAUCUGCCUACCAACCAGAUGGAAAAAUUUAAAGCUCUAGAACAGCUACUUACGGAACUUGAGGAUUUUCUGAAGAUACUGGAUGAAGAGAACCUCAGCAGCACAGCUGUAGUGAAAAAAUGCUUCCUUUCUGACCUCCUGCGAGUGUACACAAAGACAAGCAGUGGUGAUGAGGAAUACAUUUACAUGAACAAAGUGACCUCGGUUAAACAAAAGGAUGGACAGGAGAAAGAAGGUAGAGCACUGGAUUGCGGAGAGUCUUUGUCCAAUGGGGAAUCAGGACACCAUUCAUCUCCUCCUCAGAAGAGUCUGCCGGACCUUCCUCCUCCAAAAAUAAUUGCAGAAACGAAACUGCCUUCGAUCCCCAAGAUUGAGUCUCCAGAGGCAUAUUAUGAAGAGGCUGAGCCAUAUGAUAUCUCUGUGAAUGACGGAGAAGCAGUCAGCAGCUCAUACGAAUCCUAUGAUGAAGAAGAGAGCAGCAAAGGGAAGUCAGCAACCCACCAAUGGCCAUCCACUGAAGCCACCAUUGAGCUGAUGAAAGAUGCCCGCAUCUGUGCUUUUCUCUGGAGGAAGAAAUGGCUGGGACAGUGGGCCAAACAGCUGUGUGUCAUUAAGGACACUAGAUUGCUGUGCUACAAGAGCUCCAAGGACCACACCCCUCAGCUUGAUGUGAACUUGCUGGGCUGCAGUGUCAUACACAAGGAAAAGCAAGUGAAGAAGAAAGAACACAAGCUGAAGAUCAUUCCGAUGACCUCAGAUGUGAUUGUGCUGGGCUUGCAGAGCAAGGACCAGGCCGAGCAGUGGCUCAGAGUAAUCCAAGAGACCAGUGGCCUUCAGUCUGAAGGAGUGGGUGAAGGAAAUCAAUAUGUUCCAGACUCCCACCGUCUUAGUUACCUCAAGGCGGACUUGUCCGAGAGGCAUUCUGUGGCGUCAGAGAGCGGGAGCAGCACGGACGGUCACCCGGAAUCCAUUGAAACAAAAGAUGUCAAGAAGAAGGGUACAACUGGCCUUAAACUGAGCAACCUGAUGAACCUUGGGAGAAAAAAAUCCAACUCAUUGGAGAGUCCAGAGAGGACACUAGAAACUUCCAGUUACCUGAACAUACUAGUGAACAGCCAGUGGAGAUCCCGAUGGUGUCACAUCAAAAAUGGUCACCUCCAUUUCUACCAGGACAAGAAUAGAAGUAAAUCUGCACAGCAACCUCUGAGUCUGGUGGGCUGUGAAAUUAUUCCAGACCCCACCCCUGACCAUCUCUAUUCUUUCCGUAUUCUGCACAGUGGGGAAGAACUAGCCAAAUUAGAGGCCAAGUCGUCUGAGGAAAUGGGCCAUUGGCUGGGCCUCCUCUUAUCAGAGUCAGGCUCGAAAACAGACCCAGAAGAAUUCACCUAUGAUUAUGUUGAUGCUGACAGGAUUUCCUGCAUCGUGAGUGCUGCAAAGAAUUCAUUCUUCUUAAUGCAAAGGAAGUGCUGUGAGCCCAACACCUAUAUCGAUAACCUGCCGAAGAUAAGGACCCAGGAGGAGGAACUCUAUGAUGAUGUGGACCCGCCGGAAGGAACCAUGGAAGAAAUACCCCAAAGCGAAAGGAAAGACGAAGAGGACCCAGACAAAGUGUACCUAGACCUCACACCGGUUAAAUCCUUCCUGCACUCUGCUGGCAGGAAACCGGCACAGACGUCACCUCCACUCUCUCCAUCUGUUGACUAUGGAACGGAAACACCCCUAUUGGCUAAGGAAGCAGAGCCCCGUAGAACAUCAAUGGAAAUCCCAGACCAGACACUUCAGGAGAAGAUGGAGCCGGAAGAGUCACCAUCAAAGACAACCACUGUCAAAAUCCAGAUGCAGCAGCAGAAAAUCGCCUUCCCCCAGAGCAGUUCUGACAUCAAAGCCUCUCGCACAGUUACAGCCAGUCCACAGUUAGCGUCGGUGCCCAGAGAGAAAGUGGAAUGGCCCAAGGUGGCAAAUACAGUGCCUGUAGAAACCAAACUGGGCAAGAACAGGAUGGAAGCUGAGGUGAAGCGGUACACAGAGGAGAAGGAGCGGCUGGAGAAGGAAAAGGAGGAAAUCCGGUCUCAGCUGACCCAGCUUCGGAAGGAGAGACGGGAGCUGAAAGAGACGUUAGCUAGCUGCCCAGAUAGCAGCCUGGUGGCUAAUGUGGAGCAGAAGCUGAAGGAAAUAGAUGAGGAGUGCAAAAAGAAAGAGAGCAGGAGGGUUGACCUGGAGCUGAGCCUUGUGGAAGUGAAAGAGAACCUGAAGAAAGCAGAGUCUGGCCCGGUGACACUUGGCACAACUGUGGACACCACACACCUGGAGAACGCAAGCCCCAAGGUCAAAAUGGCCAGCCCGACAAGUAGCCCAGAGCACUCCCCGGUCAACUCGGCAACAGCUUUAAAAAACAGGCCUUUAUCCAUCAUGGUUACAGGGAAAGGGACAGUUCUACAGAAAGCUAAGGUAAGGCCCAGUUUAACGUGGGGAGCAAAACGAAUCCCCUUGGAACAGAUGCGUAUACUCAGCAUCAUUAGGUUCCAUUCUCUUCUUUCAAAAUCCUUUGCUUCCAGUCUUGCCUUCUGAGCACUGGGAAGCGGCUGCAGAUUGCGAUUGACCUGUGACGGGCAGGAAUGAGACCCGUUCUUCUGCGCCUUGGGCCGUUGCUCAGAGCUGAUUUGCCUUGGUAAUGGUUUUGCCUUGGUGGGCGUCUGCAUCCUGACAGGCAUCUUCAUCUUCUAACUGCAAUUUAACUUCCUUGCUAUGGCUCUUAGAACACUUUCUGUAUUUACACAACCACGCUGAGCUGAGCAGUAUCGGUCAUGCUGAAGGCAGCACAAUGUAAAAACCCAAGCAUUAACAAUCUAUCCGUUGAACGUUCCCUUCUUCAGAAACUUGCCUGAUCUUUGAAGCACAGCGAGGGAAGGUGAAGACAGCUCACGUUGUAUGCGUAGGACACAAGACAGGAGCAGCUUCCCAGCUUCACGCCCUGCGUGACCUUGAGACAGCAAUUUAACCCCUCUCAGCCUCAGCGGGCACUUCUGUAAAAGGGUGUGUGUGUGUGAUAUGUGGUGGCCUCGGUUAAGUAGAGGACCACACAAACACUAGAGA